AUGUCAUUCCAGAGGUUCUCCCGUCCGAAAUACGACAUGCUAUCAUGUCGGAUUGAAAAAGUCUUGGAUGAAGGACAGACAUGCGAGCAAGCAGGGUUUCGAAAAGGAUUCAGCACGAUUGACCACAUCCACACUGUUUCGAAACUCGUCGAGGUACCACGAAAGUACAAGCCGCUCUGUCUCACCUUCAUCGACUUGAAGAAGGCCUUCGACCAAGUUGAGACGGAAGCGGUCUUGGACAACCAAGGCGUCCCUACUCAGUACAUAAAGGUACUUCGAGAGUUGUACACUAACUUCACGACCGGAAUUGCGCCAUUCUACAACAAUAUCAUCAUUGACGUGAAGAGGGGGGUCCGACAGGGUGACACAAUCUCACCCAAAAUAUUCACAGACAUCUUCGAGAACGCAAUGGGAAAGUUGGAAUGGGACGAAAUGGGAGUGAAGGUUGAUGGUCGGCAGCUACACCAUUUGCGCUUUGCUGAUGAUAUCGUACUGAUAACACCUAGCAUCAGCCAACCGGAACGAAUGCUGACCGAAUUCGACGAAACAUGUGGAUGCAUCGGUCUUCAGCCGAAUCUACAAAAGACGAUGUUCAUGCGGAAUGGAUGCGUCUCGGAUGCCCCAUUCACGCUCAAAGGAACGAACAUAUCCGAAUGCACCAGCUACGUUCAUCUGAGUCGGGAACUGAACAUGAUGAACGACCUGACCCCCGAGCUGGGCAGGAGGAGACGAGCAGCUUGGAGAGCGUAUAAGAGCAUCGAGGAUGUAGUGAAGAAGACCAGGAACACCCGGCUCCGUGCUCACCUCUUCAACACCACCGUACUUCCUGCUUUGACCUAUGCUUCGGAAACCUGGGCAUUUCGCAAGCAGGAAGAAAACGCGGUGAACGUCAUUGAACGCGCAAUUGAGAGAGUGAUGCUAGGAGUAUCCCGUUUCACGCAAGUGAGGGACGGUAUUCGAAUGACAUUUUUGAUAGUUUAUUAUGCACAGUUUGAGAAUAAUAGCAGUCCCAAACAUGACCACCUAUUAGAGUGCCUCACUUUAUUAUUGUGGUUACAUCGAGCGGCGCUGUCGACAUUCUCUUCAACGUCCUUCAUGGCAUGGUGGAUAUUUGUUUAUUGUUUUCUCUUGGCAAAAAGAUUAACAGAAGCACAUGUAUGCGUUGUAGGCGAGAGUCCAAAAUUGAAACAAAAGGAGACGGAGAAGCCGUACUGCCACGUAGAAGUCAUAUUUGAAGGCACGAAAUGCUCCAGCGAAAUUACCGUGCACUACAAUGUCGCACCACAUUGGAGUCCAAGUCUCGAAGCUGAAAUAACUGAAAGACAAUGCGAAUACACAUACACAUCAAUUGUUUGUUUCUGCAUUGGCGACAAAUGCAACGCACCUGAGAAACUUAAGAGGAUAUUCGCCAAAGAAAUUGCAAGGAAAGAUUCCUUUCAAGAACUACAACUUCUACUUUGUUUCGUAAACGACGGAAACCUGUUCGUGAACGGUACAAAUCCUUUCAUCCCACCUCACUUGUCGAGCACUACUGAUAAUGUUAAGUGUCAUCCGUCGGUUCAGUCGCGAGGCUACGUGGCGCGUCCCCGGGUGGCGGAUAGGGGGCUAAUCGCGGACCAAAAGCGACAUUGUGCUUGCCCAGAGACGCAGGUGGAUUCAGGGGAUGGACUCCCUAUUUCUGCUGAUCCAGGACUCACUCAUGACAUCCCUGUAUCCCGCACGUCAGUCCGGCCAAAAGUCUGCAAUCAAGUGACUGGAAGGUGCAAGGGAGGCGGUUUGGAGUCGCCUCCAACAAAUAAGCUCCACAUGUCCACUCCGGGAGAACGGAAGUUCUCCCAGAAACUCAUGGGACUAGAGGCUUGCAACCUGCCCAUCUGUUUUAAAAUUUUUACGCAAAACACAGUAAUAGAAAAGUCUCCUGAUUCCGGAGGAAAGCCUGGUACGGAGCACCAGCCCUCCUCUCUACGCUGGACGAGGGAGUCACCCGGUGGAGGGUACCGUAAUGAAAUAGACCACAUCAUCGUCAAUAAAAGGUUCUGCCUGACGGACGUCGCUGUUGUACCGAAGUUCUAUACGGGAUCGGACCACCGCCUCCUCCGAGGAAGAUUUUCUUUCACAAGGAGAGCAGAGAAAGCCGCCAAGUUCAGAGAGAGAAUUUCCAGGACUAUCAUCAGCUGGGAUCUCUUCGCUACGCUAGCCGGUUUUUGGGAUAUUCCGCAGUGGACAGCAUCGAUGAGGAAUAUGACCGGCUCGUUGAACACUCUCACGACUGCGCGAAGAAGGCUGAGUUUUAAAAGCACCAAGAGGCGCCUGUCUCUUGAAACUCUUGAGCUGAUACGCCAGCGUGGAGCAGCACGAGCCGCAGGGAACCAAGAAUUUACGUCCGAGCUCGCGAGGUUUUGCAGAGAGGCGAUAAAGGAAGACCUUAAAGAGAGAAGAGCAGAAGUGCUGGCUGAAGCUGCGGAGGCGGGAAAAGCAUUCGCUAGGCCUGUCGAGACUUCGCCAGUCGCAAAAUGA
Messenger RNA from Necator americanus (New World hookworm), 2517 nucleotides. RefSeq lists its product as uncharacterized. The record is from RefSeq and is a predicted model, not a curated record. The transcript has 10 exons. The coding region runs from base 1 to 2517 and encodes 838 amino acids. Lineage: Eukaryota; Metazoa; Nematoda; Chromadorea; Rhabditida; Ancylostomatidae.